GCAAGAUGGCGGCUUGAGUGCAUAACAUCUCCAACAAAACUCCUCCAACUGUGCUGGCUUUCACUCUCACUGUCAACGCUGCGUUUCAGCUCAGAGGAUGUGAGGACGUCCAACUUCUUAUUUCGAGCGGAGGACGACCGUGAGCAUCGCUGAACAGCAGUUAUGGAAUAAAACGCCGCCGGGAGUUGAAGGGCAGUAAGGAGCCCUUUGUUUUAGCCCAGCAUGGACAGCUUCUUCAAGGCAGCUGUAUGUGAUCUAGACAAACUGCUUGAUGACUUUGAACUCAACACAGAAGAACUCGAUAGCAAAUCAGUUUUCCUGAAGCCCUCAGCAUACCCUUUCUCCUCACUGGGCUCCCAGUCUUUAUCCUUAGAGGCGUCCACUGUCCCACCAAGCCUCCCCGACCUCAAUUCUCUUCACUAUGGUUCCGCCACCAGCUGUCCUGACCCCCCCAGCAGCCACAAUUGCAGCACAAGUGAUGCAGAGGUCAAACCUGAGCCUCUCACCGGAGUGGACCUUCUAUCCUCUGUGGAUCACCGGCCGGCUAAAAGCUCUGCCCCUCCCUGCCCCGAUCGAGCUCUGAAGCCUGUGUGUGACCUUGUGAACGACACAAGCUCUGCUAUCCUUAACAGGGCUAGCAGCCAUGAUGCUUUCAGUGAACUGGACAUGGUGGAAAAGCAAAUGGAGGAGGAGGUGGAGGAAGAGGAGACCCUGCUUGUUGACUUUGACAGCCCCGUCGUCAUGGAGGAGCAAGGGGGGCUAAGCCGGAGUUCUGGCUGUGCAGACGCAAACAAAGAGCAAUCCUCUGCAGGGAAAGACGAACUGUUCAGUCUUGAUUUCCAUGGCCAGAGUGGUACGUACUCUUCCUCACUCAGUCUACUGGAUGUUAUUCUUCCUGCAGCUGUGGAAAGGGGCUGUGAUUCCUCAGAUGAUCCUCCAUCACCCAGUACCACUGAGUCAGCUAGCAGAGAGGACGGGGACUGUGAGGAGAGGGCUUCUUCAAACCAUAUGGUGGAUAACUCUGCACACAGCUAUGAACUAAAGGACACUCUGCUGGCUGCGAAGACCACAGAAACACCAACCUGGGUGAAUAAAGACACAAAAUUACAAGAAAGGUCAGAUGAAGGUGAGGCAGAGUCUUCUGCAGGUCUUAAGUCUGGGGCCUCAGAGAGUGAACCAGUGGGCUUAUCAUGCUUACCGCUAGCAGUGUCCAUAUGUGGAGCUUUGGUGCAACCAAAGACCAGUGAAGAGGAGUCCGGACAAGCUACAGAGCAGCAUGCUGAGGCAGACGUGUCUGAGAGCACAGAGGCAGACUCCCUGUCAGCACUGGAAGCCAGCGAGGAUAGGUCCCGUUCAGAGGAGCUGGUUUACCCCUCGGUGCCGCUCACAGAUGGCAGACUGUCACCAGAGGGGCAUCAUGUCUCUGUUCAACCUACUGCCGCUGCCUCUUCUACAAAUCAGACCUCUGAUUGCUCAGAACCCAGUCCAGUGGAUCCUCCGGAGUUUGGCUUCGAAUAUCUGCCGGAGAGUGACCAAGCUGAGCUGUUGGUGACUGAUGAGGAGUUGGAUGCAUUCUUGCAGACACACACAGAAGCCGAGCAGGCUGAAAGCAUCUCCUAUUGCAGCAGUUCUGGGGAGUGUUCUCAACCUGAAAGUUUGUUGGAAACAAAUGGGAACUUCAACAGGCCCCCAGGUGAGGGUCUAAGCAGCUGUAGUCAAGCUCGACUGCAGGAGGAGGGUUUUGCGUCUCCAGAAAGUGACAGAAUGUUUGUGUCUGUGGAAGGAAGUUUUAACCCCAGUGGUCCACAACCACAUGACUCUUGUGGACCUUGCCAGGAGGAGCCAGAGAUUUCUUCUGGUGCGAGACAAUCUUUGACCAGCAACACUCUCCUGUCCCAGCACAGUAGUAGCCCUGAUCAGCAGCAUUCCUAUGGAGGUGCAAGACCUAAACAGCUACACUGCCAAACUGCAAGAUCUCCACCAGCAAGAGAAGAAGACGAAGGGGGAGAGGAGCUUCCAACUCUCUCAAAGGGCUCAAGUGCAGCCGAGUAUGAAGAGGGUUCACCUAUAAGCCCAAGUCUUACAGAAGAGCAUUCCAGCAUUACGGGUUCAAGCCUUAUUUAUGCCAAUCAGGAGCCUCAGGAUUACAGCGUGGAAUAUGAUGAACUUUCAGAGCCCCCACCGUACCCUGGGGAGUCACCCACAGAAGGUACAAGGUCAGCGAACUGGAGGAGUGAGGAAGUGGAGGAGCUGGGCAACAGGCAGCCUGCAUGGGUGCCAGAUUCUGAAGCCCCCAACUGCAUGAACUGCUACCAGAGGUUCACUUUCACCAAGAGACGACAUCACUGUCGAGCUUGUGGCAAGGUGUACUGUGCCAUGUGCUGCAACAAGAAGUGUAAGCUGAAGUACCUGGAGAAAGAGGCUCGCGUGUGUGUCCUCUGCUUUGACGCCAUACAUAGAGCCCAGGCCCUGGAGCGGAUGAUGAGUCCCACAGGUCCCAGCCCAAACCCCAAUGUGCCAUCUGAAUACUGCAGCACCAUCCCUCCUCUACAGCAGGCCCGUGCUGCCGGCACUCUAAACUCACCUCCGCCGACCGUCAUGGUGCCCGUGUCCGUUCUCAAACACCCAAACAACGACAGUUGUCCUCGCGAGCAGAAGCGCGUCUGGUUUGCUGAUGGCAUUUUGCCCAACGGAGAGGUGGCAGACACAACCAAGCUGUCGGUGACGAGCCGCAGGAGCUCUCAAGAGUUCAGUCCAGACCAGAAUACACCCAGCCCAGCGGGGUCAGAGGGAGAAGUCAGUAUCUCCUCCUCCCCCGAAGCAUCUGGAGCAGUAGAGGUGGUUCGACCUCCGGUGACCGGACCCUGGGAUUACGGCCUACUUUCCGGAAUCGGCUCUUCAGUGAAGAGGGUCCCCAGUCUGCUACCAGACAACAACGAUGAACUCCCUCCUCUGCUCUUCACCACUGGUGCGGAUGAUGGAGGAGAUGUGUUGGUGGAGGACAGCCCUGCCCCAUGCCAGAUUCUGCACUUGUUAGAGGAUGGAGGACCCCGACCUCUGACAUUUGUCCUCAACGCCAACCUGCUAAUCAACGUUAAACUGGUUACAUACUGUGGUCAUCAGUGCUGGUGUUUUGGCUCAAACGGUCUGCAAGCUCUGGGACAGAGAGAGCUGGUAUUUUUGUUGGAGUGUUUGCCAGAGGAAAAAACUCUUCCCAAAGACCUCUUCACACUCUAUCUCACCAUUUACCAAGACGCCCAAAAAGGGAAGUUUGUGGAGGAACUGGACAACGUGACAUUCACAAGCAGUUUCCUGGGCAGUAAGGAUCACGCUGGGAUGCUCUUCUUCUCUCCCACCUGUCAGCCUCUAGAUGGCCUCACUCUCCCUCCUCAACCUUUCCUGUUUGGCCUUCUCGUUCAGAAACUGGAGGUGCCCUGGGCCAAGGUCUUUCCGCUCAGGCUGCUCCUGCGGCUUGGUGCCAAAUACAGUGUGUAUCCCACUACGUUGACGAGUGUUCGUUUUCGGGAGUCUGCGUACCGAGAGACGGGACACACCAUUAUGAAUUUACUCGCCGACCUGAGGAACUACCAGUACAGUCUGUCAGUGGUGGAGGGCCUGACCAUCCACAUGGAGAUGGGCCACAGUUACAUCAACAUUCCCAAAAGUAGCUUCAAUGAGAUGCAGAAGGUGGUAAAUUCAUCUAACGAGCACGUCAUCAGUAUUGGAGCCAGUUUCAGCUCGGAGGCCGACUCUCACCUGGUGUGCAUUCAAAACGAGGACGGUAACUACCAGACCCAAGCGAACAGCAUGCCUGGAAAGACCCGCACAGUGACCGGGGCAAGUUUCGUGGUGUUCAAUGGAGCACUGAAGGCCUCCUCAGGCUUCAUCGCAAAGUCCAGCAUCGUCGAAGAUGGACUGAUGGUUCAAAUCCCUCCUGAGACCAUGGAGUCUCUGCGUUCUGCCCUGAGGGAUCAAACAGACUUUCACAUACCCUGUGGCAGGAACGAUGGAGGGCAGCUCCGGGAAAACGUCACUGUCCGCUGGGUCGACUGGAGUUCACCUGUCAACACGGGAAGAACCAGUGGUGUGGAUGGCAGACCCCUGGAUGGAGUCCGCAGUGUGAGGAUGCAGCAGGACACAGAGUUUGAGUCGGAUGGUCGAACCCUCACAUGCACUGAGGUUUUCUACCAGCUGAAGAGUCCUGACAGCAGCCUGGUGUCAGUGCUGUCGUCCUGCAGUGUGUUUCAGAAGGAGAUGGCUCUGGCCGCCUGCAGUGCUCUGACUCCACACCUCACUGUUCUCACCUCGAGUGGCAUCAACUCCAUCUCUCUCCGCGUCUCCACGCAGGCUGAUAUGGUGGAGUACCAGGCUGGCUCUGGAGGCAGGCUCCUCCCUCAGCGCUACAUGAACGAGCUGGACAGCGCUCUGAUCCCCGUCAUCCAUGGAGGUAGUGCUAGCGUACCACAGACCACCAUGGACAUGGAAUUCACCCUCUACAUCACACACACCAUCUAAUGCACGCACACAGGCACAUUGUCGAAUAAUUCCCCGUUUAUAGACGGUGGCUGAGCACAGACAGAGAAGCUGCGUGCUGUAGCUGGACAUGCUAAUGCAGCAGCGGCUCGCAGCCAAUUGCUGAGGACAUGUAGCUAUUAGCACUGUGUUCCUAUAGGGACGUAAACUGAUAUGAAAUGGGUCUUCUGUGGAGGAAGCGGUGUGUGUUUGUGCGUUCUGUGCUCACCAAAGCUGCUUUAACGCAAGAAGCCAAACACUAAACAAAGGGGACACGACCAAAUGCAACCAAAUCAUUCACAGCAGUUUCCUCGGAUCUGCCUUCAAGGGUCCCUGCUGGCCUCUGUCAGCACGGAGCACCUCAGUAAAUGUUUCCCACUGACACUCGAUGGAAAUGUCUCUCACUGACUACAUUUUAAUAAGUCUUUAUUGAAUUAAAUGUUGUCAAAGCGAGGGACAUUGGUGACAAGAGCAUUCACGACUUCAUGUGAUCCGGUGCUGCUGUACAGCCACUUUUAUAUCAGGCUCUGUUCUACAAACAAAAAACUAAUUGCAUAACAGGGAUGAAAAGAAAUGUAAUCUCGCUUCCUUUCAAGCAACGCUGUUUUCAUCUCACUGCUUUUUUGUGACACUGCAGAGGAAAAUACAGGCUUUUUUAUGUUCUUAUUCUAAAUCACUGUGUUCACACCCCCCCUUUUUCUUUUUUUUAACACAACCAAUGCCUCCUUUUCAUGAAGCAGUGCCCCUUCAUGGUAUCUGAUCAUAGCAUAAUCAACACCUUUACAAUGAACCACCUUUGUUUUUGCUGUCCUGUUGGUCCAGGUCCCGGUGCGACACUGAAAUACGAUCCACCAAGUUCAGUUUCAGUAAGAGAACGAUCAGUUUAAGGCACAGCUCUUUGUUAGAGCUUUGCAAACGUGCAACUGCGGCAACCGUUUUACCUCUGGUAGCCAUGACAGUAUUUAUAUAGUACAGACAAAGUCAUUAUACAGAGUGACGAGCAUCAUUCUUUUUCUUUAAAAAUCAUUAAUGGCAUGAAUUCUCUUAAACCAUCAGUUCAUACCACUUUAAAGGACCAGUGUGUAGGAUUUAGUGUCAUCUAGGGGUUAAGUUGCAUAUUGCAACCAACACUCUAUCUUGUAAGUGUAUGUAAGAAAUUUUAAAGAGGAAAAGACACUUUAUUCUGUGACUUCAUGAAAGAGAUAAUAUAAAAAAUAUGACGGGUCCAAAAAAUCCCUGGUUCACAAAGACUGGAUUGGGACCCAGAGAUGGGUUGCAGGAGAUGUUUUUUGGGUCCCUGAAGAAAUGUGCAUAGUAUUCUCAAACCUUGUAGUUUUAUGUGUGUAAAAAAAAAAAACAUGCAUCAAACAUGUCUUGAAAUUAUUUGUUUACCAAUUAAAAUAAUUUAAAAAAGGAAGUAAAUCCAUGUGUAGAAAGUUUGGGAAUCAUUGCAGUAAAUUACUGGAAGCAUAUUUGUAAAUUUUUGCUGUCAAUUUAUUUUCACAGAAACCCCUAAAUUUGACAUUGGGUAGAUUAUUUUACUUCUGCACACUCACACUCUACACACUGGACCUUUAAGAGGAGAUAUUAGUUCAUUUAAGUGGUUUGCUCAUGAGGCCUCUUGUUGGAGUUCACUGACCACUCGGUUCAAACGGGCAAAGGUGAAGUUCUCUGCCAAGUGUUUAUCUUCAAAACUGAAUGGGCCUGCUUUAUUCUGGACUUUUAGCCAUGAUGAGGCUCCUGGAAGACACCUUAAUUAAUGAAAAAACUGUUUGUUUUUUUCCAUAAUAUGUGUUACUCUGCCAGCAUACUUUCACCAUCUUAACUUUCUCUCUGCCUGUUAGUCCAUGAGCAGCCACUUCCCCUUCUCAUUGCCUGCCAGUAGAGAUGUCACGAUUACUUGAUUUCACAAUUAAUCGCGAUAUUAAACGCUAAGGUGUAUAUUAAUUGUUACGUUUCCUCAAUACCGUCAGAAAAGAUUAUGCAGGAAGCCCGGAAACAUAUCGGUAGUUCAGUGCAACUCAAAUGGAAAGAAAACAAAGUUACACAACAGCCACGCGUUACCGCUCGUGUUGCUUUGUUUUUGUUCCGUGCGAGUUGCAGAAUAGAGCGGUUCCCGAUUGUUAAAGUAUGGCAGCGGAAGGUGUCAUCGUGGAUGACAGCGCGCCAGCCUGCAUCAGGCCGCAAACAAUUUGCUGUGAAAGCAAACUGCGGCUCUGUGCGCCAGAGUUAAGGCAAACACACAGUCACUGGGUUAAAUUACGUUAAUGUUCAGCAAUCGUAACAUUGAAUUGGUAGGAAAUGACAUGUUAGCGUGUCAUUGGCAAUCAAUUGUUUAUGACACGUGUUCGCCUUUCAAGUUAAACGGCAUUCACUUAACGUUACGUUAUACGUAAUGUGUCCGUUUAAUUUAUUACACAUUUAUUUGUGUCAUUGUAAUUCAAAACCACAUAAAUACAUGCAUUUUAUAUCUGACAGAUAAAUUAUUAAAACGAUAAAAAUAAAUUUAAACGUUUGGUAUAGAUGACAAUUGUUGACUUAAAUCAUUUAAAUUAAUAAUUGUUCCUAUAUAAUAGUUUAGUGUUUUUGAUACAUUAUUUUGUUAGGUUGGAAUCAAAAUAUAUAAAUAAAUGAAACUUUAAGACCUAUAAGCAUUGUUCAUGUGAUUUUACACAUAGUAAUGUUGUGAAAUCAAUUAACGCAUAUAAUUGUAAUAUCGUGAUUAAUUCUCUGACAGUAAUCGUACCAAGAAAAUCUGUAAUCGUGACAUCCCUACCUGCCAGUAUUUGUCAGUCCAAGCUCCAAAACCAAUUUGUCUUUACUUCAGGAUUGUGUCUCUAGAAUGAUAUUCAUUGUUUAUAUUCUGGUAAAUUCUUAUUCACGUACCUGAGAAUUAGAUGAAAAGAUGGAGGACAAGUUAGCUUAGCAUGGAAUUUGCAAAGUUUUGAACUCUACAGUAAGCUUUGUCUUAAACAGCACCUCGAUCUAAAUGAAUGUCAGUUUAAGCUCCGGCAAAGGUCCUGUAGACAUGUAGUUGAUGGUUUUUACUAUAUUUGUGUAUCUACUGACUAAAAUGAGCUUAGAAGCCAGACAUGAAGUUUCCACUUGUAUCCAGCUUUAGCAUUAAGCUAAGUUAAUCAUCGAGCGCAGAUGUUCUCAGUCAUUUUCUUCCUCAGGUACUGACUGGAGCAGAAAUUUCAACUCUUUACUGAAUAGUGAAAAAACCUCAAAGAGAUGUUGUUUUUAUGUUGUCAGGUUACAUCUGUGCAUCUCCACAGCUGCUUCAAAGGUGCAAAAUGUCAGACGCACUGCUAGUACGUCUGACCGAAACAAGCGGAAUGCAUCACCUGGCAUGCAGGCGCACUCAUGAGGACAUGAAAAAGAACACGUUAUGUUGCGUUUGCAUCGAGUUUUUCACAAAUUCAGGAGAAAAUGGUUUUUCCUCUGAAGCGAAACCACAAAGUUGCCUUCAACUCGAGGCUUUGAACCACAUUCUGCUUCUACUGCUGGCUCAUUAUUAGCUGUGUUCAAGUGGAACUCGCUAUCUUGUAAUUACGGGAGUUGGUGGACAGGGCGAUCUUUGCUGACGGUCAGAUUUUAAAACUUAAAAACUUACUUUGCUAUGCAUUUACAGAUGUACUACUUGUUUGCUAGCAUCUUGUGAAGCUGAAUGUUGCAUACUGCGCCUUUAAGCCACUUUAAAGUCAUAAAACGGGACAUGGCC
Molecule: messenger RNA, 8236 nt
Organism: Solea senegalensis (Senegalese sole)
Lineage: Eukaryota; Metazoa; Chordata; Actinopteri; Pleuronectiformes; Soleidae
Gene: zfyve16
Product: zinc finger, FYVE domain containing 16
Exons: 18
Coding region: 223-4515 (1430 amino acids)
Biological process (GO): endosomal transport
Cellular component (GO): early endosome membrane
Molecular function (GO): metal ion binding
Source: RefSeq, a predicted model, not a curated record